AUGCUGCUUAGCCAGUCGGCACCUCAAAGUAGAACUGCGAAAGUCGAUGGUCAAAGCACGCCCAGGGUCUUCACUCCAAAGGACAUUGUCUCGCCUGCGGUCUUCAUGGAUUACACCCAAAGCCUUCACUUCUUUGUUCGACCUAUGGAUCUCCCGGCGAAGCUGUUGUGUCAACUCCAUCGUGGCGGCGCUCUCAUCGCUGCAGCCCAUGACAAGCUUAUGGCAGAUCUCUCCACCGCCAUGCAGAAUUUAAAUUUUGGCCAGGCCAAUGGAUCCCAAAAACACAGGUACAGCAGAUCCUUCAGCUUUGCGCAAGAUCUGAGACACCUGGGCUUCGCGUGA
Penicillium waksmanii is the source of this 342-nucleotide messenger RNA. RefSeq lists its product as uncharacterized. Lineage: Eukaryota; Fungi; Ascomycota; Eurotiomycetes; Eurotiales; Aspergillaceae. The coding region runs from base 1 to 342 and encodes 113 amino acids. The record is from RefSeq and is a predicted model, not a curated record. The transcript has a single exon.